AUGGCUACUUCGUCAUCUCCUAUCACCCAGGCUUCGGCCACUCAGUACCGUCCCAAUGCAAUUGAAUCUACAAUCGGUUCAGGGAACCUGUUCAUGGAUUUAAGAGGGGUACAGUUCGAGAUCAGCAGGGACGAGCUUAUGAGUCUGCCGGAAAGUGUACUCUUGUGCCUUUUCCCGAAUGGAAUGAUGCUUGAUGCUGCUCUGCAUGGAGCAGCUGAGCAAGGCGAGAUGGUACAUGUUGACUUCGACCCAGAGUGUCUACGAUAUAUCUUGGACUUCUUUCACGCAACGGCACAGCAACCUGCGGGAUCAUCCCUCCUUUCCCUACCAUCUCUGCAGGGCAAACCGGCUAUCAUCGUCCUCCGCGAAGACCUUGACUUUUAUGUCAUCCCACCAACGUCAGCACCUGUUCCUCAGGAAGAGAUGUUCGCUCUCAAGCGUGCAUGUGCUGCUCAUCUCCUUGAGCAAAAUUCGAUCUUUGCCGGCCUCAAGAUGAAGGCAACCUCUCAGGGUGUCAGCGCUGAGCAGCAUCUUAUCGACAUGCUAUGCUCCUCUGGAUUCGGACAAGACGACGACUGGGGCCACCGUGCGCUCGAACCCAGAAAGGCGUGUAUCUCUUCCGUUGCCCUUGCCGACUUGAAGGACCAGAGCGGUGCAGUGGGUGCUACGCCUGGCGGUAUCGUGACGAGCACCGCACAGAAACUUUUGCUGUUCUGGAGAAAGCCUGCGAGGAAGUGUUGGUGGGACGGAUUGGAGUUGGAAGGAGUUGAGGGAGUGAAAUAUGGCAGGGUGAAGGUCUGGAUCAGGAGAGUGUGGACAUUGGAGUUGAGUGUGUUGGGGGUGAAAUAA
Messenger RNA from Saitoella complicata NRRL Y-17804, 849 nucleotides. RefSeq lists its product as uncharacterized. The transcript is spliced from 2 exons. Gene Ontology annotation, molecular function: RNA binding. Gene Ontology annotation, cellular component: nucleus. Bases 1 to 849 code for a protein of 282 amino acids. The record is from RefSeq and is a predicted model, not a curated record. NCBI's taxonomy places the organism in Eukaryota, Fungi, Ascomycota, Saitoellomycetes, Saitoellales, Saitoellaceae.